AUGUGUAGUGUUAAAAGGUCAGUUGCCCUGGAGAUGGAAACCUCUGACCCACACGUGAUCCUGCUCCAGAGCAGCUCUAAAGGGGAGCCCUUAUGGCUCAUGAAAAGGACAGACGCCCUGGAGAUGGGAACCACUUACUCACAUGAUCAGUUUCCCAUCUUUAGCAGCACUAAAGGCAACCUCAUUAAAGCCUACUUUCUGGAAUACAUCAGUAGAUCUGCUUUUGGACUUAAAGUUGCACGAGCUGCACAGAGAGUACAUUUGGCUGCAAGUGGUUCCAUGUUGCGGGGACUGCGUGUCAGUGAUGCAGCACCAGCAUGCCCGGAUCCGACUACAGCUGCAGUUCGAUCCCCUGUCAAGUGUCCACAAUUGGAGACUACCUCCUAUGACACUGACGUGGUUGUACAUUCUGGCCAGAAUAAGAGCAUCAGUGUACGUGUGGCGGACAUUCAGCCAGACCAGAUGGACAAUGUCCUCUGCCUGUUCACGUACAGCUGGGAAGUGAAGUACUCCACAUGGAAAAUCACGUCCUCCAACCUCGAGUGUGAGGCUCUCCAGUUUGAGUUCUCUGACGUCACGUUGCCCAUAGUAACCGCUCAGUUCACCGUGACGAGUGGGAAGAACAGCGUUCCAUUGGAUAAUCCACAAAAUAUCAAAGUCUGCAUCUACAAGUGUGGUACCAUGGUAACCAACUGCGGUCAGUGCCUUAGAAUGAACCCGGAAUACGAGUGUGGCUGGUGUGUGGGUGCAAGCCCCACAUGCUCCCUGCAGACUCUCUGCCCUGCCUCUGACUGGCUCGACCGCUCAGCUGUCUGUCCCAACCCUCAGAUACUCGGGGUACGUGUGGCCAUAAUGCAGGAGAUGAUGCCAAUGAUUCACCAUUAGAAGACAUGACGGUAACGGUGGCCCAGAACUCUGCUCAACUAGAGUUCUAGCAACAUUCUGACAUGCUCACAAACAACAAAACAUACUACCGGGAAUGCUGAAGAGCAACAAAUAGAAACCGAUGACUUUGUAGAAGAUUCAUAUGGUUAUGAUAAUGAUGCCGAUUACAUCUCAUCAGAGGAAAGUGACAGUGAUUGUAAAGGCACAGCAUAUCCAGAACGAGACACAGUGAACAUAUACGUUGAGGAAAGUUUAAAUGUCAUACAAGGAGAUGGAGACAAAGAACAGGUUGAAAUAGGAAAAUCCAGUAUCAAACUAGUGAAUGUACAGAAAGAAACCAUACACAUAGCUACCUCAAAGAAUACUAAUAUGUGUAAUUUUAAUUAAUGCUUUUGCAAUGCUUUGCAAUACCUAAAUAUGUAUA
This is a messenger RNA of Dreissena polymorpha, 1309 nucleotides long. RefSeq names its product plexin-A2-like. Gene Ontology annotation, biological process: positive regulation of axonogenesis; sensory neuron axon guidance; regulation of GTPase activity. The coding region runs from base 1 to 885 and encodes 294 amino acids. NCBI's taxonomy places the organism in Eukaryota, Metazoa, Mollusca, Bivalvia, Myida, Dreissenidae. The record is from RefSeq and is a predicted model, not a curated record. Gene Ontology annotation, cellular component: semaphorin receptor complex. The transcript is spliced from 8 exons. Gene Ontology annotation, molecular function: semaphorin receptor activity.